This is a messenger RNA of Cottoperca gobio, 4695 nucleotides long. RefSeq names its product C2 calcium dependent domain containing 2 (gene c2cd2). The transcript has 13 exons. Lineage: Eukaryota; Metazoa; Chordata; Actinopteri; Perciformes; Bovichtidae. The record is from RefSeq and is a predicted model, not a curated record. Bases 702 to 2714 code for a protein of 670 amino acids.
CCGCAUUCCUGGUUAAAACAAACCUUUUACAUACCACACCUUGGUCUCAGUUGGGAAACACGCUCAAUUUCACACGACGACCAGACAACAACAAACUCUCGCAAAGUCUCGCUGUGCAUUCUGGGACUUACAGUUUGUGCCACAUAUCCGUUUAGAAACGGCAACUUUGUACAGUCACACCGAGUCCAGCGGCAACAACUGCGCUCUUCGCUUUCAGGAUGUGUUCCCGGAACUCUUGUUCAAUAUUUGGAUAUCGUCCGGUGUAGUUAAACCGUAGACUUUGGAAAUAAUCGCUAUUUGGGAAACUUUGGCGGCUCGAUAGCUAAUGAAGAAUAGCUAGUUAAGCGAACCGUGGCGAAGAUUAGCUAACUGAGCUAACAACCAUAUUAAUUGAGAGGAGGAGAGUGCGCGUUUCUGUAGGUUUAUUUGAAACCAGAGACUGUGUCUUGGUCUAAAUCUCAAUACCCAUCGGGCAUAGUUUGGGACAUACAUAUGGCUUUUUAAAGCUACUAUGGAGUACUGCAACAUGAAUCACAAUAAGCUUAAUUUGUUGUUGGGGUUGAGAUCGGUGAUGUUAUCAGCUGUGGGAGAUUGCUUUCAUUGAUUUAGCCGUUCCCUGACCAAAUAAAUGCUAUGAGGUUGCCAGGAUAUUUCUCAGAGGAGGUGUGUUAAGCUGUGAUCAUCGUUUUCAUUUGCAAAGAAUGUCCGACCUCGAAAGUUCCGGUUCAUAUUUUGGUUUGGACGAUCCGCAGUGGUUAUGCAUGGUCACACUUUUCUUCGCAUCCCUGGUUACUUUAAUACUGUAUUUCGUACAGUAUUUCCAGCAAGGGGGUGUAGGAAAUAAGCAGACAGCAGCAGAGGACAAUGCGGCGAAGGAGGAAGCCGGGGCUCUGCUGGGAUGGGCGCUGUCACUGAAAAGCUGGAAAAGUCAGUGGCGAGGAGCUUGGUGCAGGGCUUUGAAUGACCAAUCAAGGAAGCGAGGGGGUCCUGUUGUGUUGAUGUUUGAAGAGGAUGAUCUUGACUCAUCAGAACUAAUGGUCAGCCAAGUGUCUAGCUUUCAGAAGUCUGCCAGAAAAAAGGCCGCUUGCUGCAGUGUGAUCGGGAAGAAGCUUCAGUUCUCUCUCAGUGCAGCAUCGACAGCCAUGACUACAGCAGAUCCUUGUAAAUACACAGUCUGUAUAGCUCCACUGGAGCUGCAGCUUGACCUACAGAUGCAAGAAGCUAAAGAUGAGGUCAAGGUGAGCUGGGGAGUGUCUCACCUGGAGACAGGGGAGCUGCAGGUGACGCCCACUUUCACCCAGGACAAUGCCAGCACUUCCAGUGUAGCAGCCAUGAAGGAGCAGUUGAGGCAGCUGUUGUGUGCGACGCGUCCCUCUGUGUUGCUAAGCUGCAGGCCUGCUCAGGCCUCAGAGGUCAAGGAUGCACGCAACAACGUGGUUUCACCCCCAAAACCCCCCCGUGCCCACGACUGGAAGCUGCUGGUGAAGAACAUCCGGGUGACACUGAAUCAGGAGGAGGAUGCUGCAGGCAGCAUGAAUCCAGUGUGUGUGAUGCAGUUAGACGACCCUCCACAGAGGUUUAACACCUCUGUGUUGAAGAACACAAUCAAUCCUGCCUGGGACCAGCCCUUUAUCUUUGAAUUGAAUGGACGAUCAAAAGAGCUCAAUAUUCUGUUAAUGAAUAAUGGACAACCUCAAGAAAAUUCAUUACUUGGUCAGGUGUCGGUGCCUUUUGAUCUGGUAAAGAAGCAGCCCAAAGGACAGCAAACAUUUGAUCUUGUGACCAAAGACGUAGUGACCGGAUCACUUACUACUGAUUUUACCUACAUGGAGCCCAGUGAGUUGAGGUCCUGGCACCCUCCCACCCCGGCUUCCAAUAAGAGGGUGGAGAUGGACCGCACAGUCAUGCCCUGUGGCACGGUGGUCACCACCAUCACCGCGGUGAAGAGCAAGCCUGGUCGACCCCUCCCUCUUGGACUCAACAUAGAUCCUGCCCAGAAAGCGGUGCUCAACAAGCCCAAGCUGUCAGAGCGGCGUGUGUCCGAGCAGGCUUCUAUGCUGGGGGGCUCAGUCAGCAAGGCCUUGUCCUCUUCCGACACUGAGCUGCUCAUGCUCAAUGGCACGGACCCAGUGGCCGAGGCCGCCAUCAGACAACUCCACCAGUCGGCCAAGCAGAAGCUCAAGUCCCCCGUGAAGAAGAGUACCAUCAUCAUCUCCGGCAUCGCCAAAACGCCCUUGUCUCAGGAUGAUGAGCUAGCUCUGAUGGCGGACUACGCUGCAGCGAUGGACGCCUCGAUGUCGGAAAGCAGCUCCACUCAGGAUGUGACCACAGCGAUUGCAUCCGGGACCAGUAGCCCUCCAGACAUGUCUGAGCCGCAGGGGGGCCCCAGUGGAAUAGGCCGGCCUCCAGAGGACUGGGAGAGCCACACCGGAGAGGAACUCGACCAUACCUCCCUCUCCAUGUGCGUGUCUGAGGCGAGCUGCAAGAAGAGAAGAGGCAGCUUCCUUCAGAAGAGUGCCAAGCUCUUCUUCCGGCGGCGUCACCAGCGCAAGGACCCGGGGAUGAGCCAGUCACACAACGACCUGGUUUACCUGGAGUCUCCUGCCGCAGUGGAGCGGGCCAGCCGCACUGCCACGCUUAGCCGCAUGCUCAACCGCAAGAGUAAGAAGAGCAAAGCCAACGGCUCUACCUCCAUGGGGGAGCCACAUGCGUGACACCCCCCCCCCCCCCCCCCUCGCACCUCGGUCCCUCCUACAACAACUACCAUCACCUCCACCUCAAACUUGCACUGGCAGACUUCCUCCCCCUAAUUCCCGACCUGCAUACUGGGGCUCCUGCAUUGUGAAUAGGAAAGCUGCGCAGAUAUCCUCUUUUUACUGCCAUUUCCUGCUUCCUAUAAGAAGCAGAUAUUCACUAAAAGCAAGUGCGUGCAUGUGUAAAUGAAGGUCUCCCGUCUUGGAUUAAUGGUAUUUCAGAGGAUAUUAUUUUGCAUGUUUCUUUUAUUUGAUUUUUAUCCAAGAUUUUGAAAUCUUUAAGUGCUUUUGUGGCCUUGUUACCCAACAGAAGGGACUGGUGUGGGCUGUAACCCUUCACCCUCACUGACGCUGAGGGUGAAGAGUAAACUCUCCCUGCUGUAAUCCGUACAUUUACUACGGUGGACCAACAGGACCAAAGAUGAACGGAAGAGUGGUAUUUGUAUGAUUUGCACAAUUGUAGUAUCUUUAGUUAAAGUGCAAUGACGGGAGCUGCUCUUGUGAUGGAGAUUAGUGUUGAAAACAUUAACAAAGGGAUGCACGAGCGGUGCAAAUGGGACAUAGUAAUACGACUACUUCUUGACACUAAUACUAUGAAAUAUGGUAUUUAUAUCAAUUCAUUUAAAAAUCCUUGUAAUUGUAUUCCACAUAAAACAAGAUCAGAACAACCGCUGUAUGUAAUGUGCAUAUAAAAGCUGUAAAACUAUGCUAUCCGCAAAACUUUCAGGCUUAUGUCUAACAAAGGUUUUAGAGCCAGUCAUGUGUGAUUGGCAUACAGAGUUCGUGUUAUCCUGCAACACCAGCUGUCAACAUAAGUUAUUAAUCUUCCAAAAGGACACUGUGGCUAACAUGAAACUAGCUAUAAGUGAGUGUUUUCAAAUGAUAUGCAACUUUCUCCUUUGUCUUCCUAAAAGGAUUCUUCCUGUACACUACUGUUAUCAGCAGGGUUGUUAAUGUGUCAAAAAGGAACUGAAUGAACCUUUAUCCAGGGACUGUGACGUUACACUCGGCCAUACUUGUCGCAUUACGUACUAACGAAACUUGUUCUACGCUCAUUUCAUCCGAAUGAAAUCCUCGUUCUUUUAUUGGAUGUUUUAUUGUUUUUAUAAGAUGUAGCUUUGAACACGUGAACAACAGAGUGUGAACACCUUUUGGGAGCAACCAAAUCAUUUGGCUGCUUUUUACUUUAUUUUAACCAGCUAAUGAUUGUAUUUUCUUUUUGUGAGCAACUUGUUGAAGACAUUUCUGUCCACCAUGACUACUGUUUCUUCUUAAGCGAGUGUGAUCAGAGAAUGGAUGCAGCAGUGACAGACAGAACUAACAGAUCGCCUUAACGUUAUUCUGAGGAUGAUGUCACAGGUUGACUUGUGACUUUUGGUUCCCGAGGCUGCAUCCACCAUCACAUCAGAGGACUGAAGGACUGUAGCGAACUGAACGGCUGAGAGACGAGGGUACCACCGUGUUCCUGCACCAUCAGCAAUGUCUAUGUUCAAGAAGCCUAUGCACAUAACAUAUCUGUUAACUGAGUGUUUACAUUAUUAGACUAUCUGAGAAUUAAAAACACUCACUUGCUGUUCAUGACACUGUCCUGCAGAUACAGUGUGACUUGUCUUUGUCUUGGUAUUUACAUUACAUGGUAGAGAUGUGAUCACUUCGAUUACCUUUCAGACAGAGUCGCCUUUAAACUCUUGAGGAAGGGAUGGGGAAACGGGUUGUUUAAUCAUGCGCUGCUUCAGAGUCCUCGCUUAUGGCAGCCUGCAAGCAUUGGCUACUGUUAUGCAUUCAGUAAGCUUUAGGGCUGGGUGUGAUUGAAAAGCGACUCCCUGAUGUGUUUUUAGUGGCAUCAGCUCUGUGCACAGAAACAGUCCGACUUAGCUGUUGUGGCAGUAUGUCAGUCAUUUCCCUGCAGGGAUUGUAACUAAUAAACAUCGAGUUAAUUCAU